AUGAUGAUCCCAAGCGUCAUCGCGCCCCCCGCCCUCUACCCGGGCAUCUACCGGCCAGCGGCCCCCGCCCUGCCCCUUCACCACAACUUGCCCGUCGCCGCCUUGCCGACCCACUCCAGCUUCCUCGUGGAAGACCUUCUGCGGAUAAGCCGACCCGCCACCUUCCUAAACCGGACACCUCCUACCGCCGCACCCGUGACCACCACGUUAUCGUUCUCUGAAGGGUGCUCGGACCGAGGGUCUCCCGCGAAUGCCGUGACGCGCGAUUCAUGCUCGCCUAAAACGUCGAGUAACAAGGACCCAACUUUCCUCAAGUUUGGAGUGAGCGCCAUCCUCGCGCCGUCGCCAAAGACACCACCUUCCCCCCCGACAGUCCACAUGCAUUCCAAGACCUUCCACGUCCCCUGCUUUGACGCAACUUUUCAGCCCAUGUUCAGGACGCCCUAUUUACACGCAGCUUCUUCUGCUGUGCCAAUCCCGGGAACCUUCUCGUGGCCGCUGGCCGCCCGAGGGAAGCCCCGCAGAGGGAUGCUCCGCAGAGCGGUCUUCUCCGACGUGCAGCGCAAAGCUUUGGAGAAGAUGUUCCAAAAGCAGAAGUACAUCAGCAAGCCAGACAGGAAGAAGCUAGCCUCCAAACUUGGCCUGAAAGAUUCACAGGUGAAGAUUUGGUUUCAGAACAGGCGGAUGAAGUGGAGGAAUUCAAAGGAGCGCGAGCUGCUCUCAUCUGGUGGCUGUCGCGAGCAGACGCUGCCCACCAAGGCCAACCCGCACCCCGACCUCAGCGACGUGGGCAAAAAGUCCGAAGACGAGGAGGACGAGGAAGAUGAAGCUUUCGGCCGGCAGACGACAGGCUCCUGCGGCGUCUCCUCUCCCUCACUCUCCAGCAAGCACUCAGACUUCUCAGAGUCAGACGACGAGGAGAUAAAUGUAUCGUAG
This is a messenger RNA of Nerophis lumbriciformis (worm pipefish), 936 nucleotides long. NCBI's taxonomy places the organism in Eukaryota, Metazoa, Chordata, Actinopteri, Syngnathiformes, Syngnathidae. The record is from RefSeq and is a predicted model, not a curated record.